AUGGGCCUCGACUACAUGAGUCUACUUACUCCAAGCAAGGCUCCGUUCUACGGCAUUGUUGCCGGAAAUUCAUCUACACCGAUCGGCUCAGUCACCCUUCCAGUCACAUUCGGUACAGAACAAAACUUUUGGACGGAGUACAUCAAGUUCGAAGUAGCCGACCUCGAAUCUUCCUACCAUGCUAUCCUGAGAAGACCUGCGCUGGCCAAAUUCAUGGCAUUACCACACUAUGUGUACUUGCUUCUCAAGAUGCCGGCCAAUACAGGAGUACUUUCCCUCCGUGGAGACCUUCUCAAGUCCUUUGAAUGCGACAAGGUAGCAAUAGACCACGCUGCCACAACUCGGGUUCCUAGUUCUGUUAGUGAAAUACUUGCUGCUGCUAAGGAACUCUCACUCAAGGAGUCAAUGCCUUCCAUGAAGCCAAGCCAUUCAUCGGUUAAGCCAACUGGUGAUGUGGGCACCAAGAUUAUCCAGCUAUAA
Molecule: messenger RNA, 480 nt
Organism: Panicum virgatum (switchgrass)
Lineage: Eukaryota; Viridiplantae; Streptophyta; Magnoliopsida; Poales; Poaceae
Exons: 1
Coding region: 1-480 (159 amino acids)
Source: RefSeq, a predicted model, not a curated record